CUCAGGAUGCCAGAGCCAGCGAAGUCCACCUCUGCCCCUAAAAAGGGCUCCAAGAAAGCUGUGACAAAGACCCAGAAGAAAGGCGAUAAGAAGCGGCACAAGAGCAGGAAAGAGAGCUACUCCAUCUAUGUCUACAAGGUCCUGAAGCAGGUCCACCCUGACACCGGCAUCUCCUCCAAAGCCAUGGGUAUCAUGAACUCUUUCGUCAACGACAUCUUUGAGCGCAUUGCUGGAGAAGCAUCCCGCCUGGCCCAUUACAACAAGCGCUCCACCAUCACCUCCCGGGAGAUCCAGACAGCUGUGCGCCUGCUGCUCCCAGGAGAAUUGGCCAAGCACGCUGUCUCAGAGGGCACCAAAGCUGUCACCAAGUACACAAGCUCCAAGUAG
This is a messenger RNA of Indicator indicator, 387 nucleotides long. Its product is annotated as histone H2B 5-like. Gene Ontology annotation, molecular function: DNA binding; structural constituent of chromatin; protein heterodimerization activity. The transcript has a single exon. Bases 7 to 387 code for a protein of 126 amino acids. The record is from RefSeq and is a predicted model, not a curated record. NCBI's taxonomy places the organism in Eukaryota, Metazoa, Chordata, Aves, Piciformes, Indicatoridae. Gene Ontology annotation, cellular component: nucleosome.